Messenger RNA from Vitis riparia (riverbank grape), 2871 nucleotides. Its product is annotated as pentatricopeptide repeat-containing protein At1g53600, mitochondrial. NCBI's taxonomy places the organism in Eukaryota, Viridiplantae, Streptophyta, Magnoliopsida, Vitales, Vitaceae. The record is from RefSeq and is a predicted model, not a curated record. Gene Ontology annotation, molecular function: protein binding; RNA binding. The transcript has 2 exons. Gene Ontology annotation, biological process: RNA modification. Bases 46 to 2043 code for a protein of 665 amino acids.
UCUGGUCCGUGGAAUGUUGAUGGCCUCCUUCACUAGCUGCUUGCCAUGCUAGCGAAACCAACGACUCUGCUUCUCCAAACACACCUAUCUCGCCUCAACUCUUCAAAUACUCAAGGUAACAGAACAACCAAAUUCCUCGUCCACUGCCACUCUCAGAUCACCAAACAUGGCAGAAAUGGGGAUCUCAAAGAAGCCGAGUCGAUCUUCAGCCGCAUGCCCCACAAGAACGCCAUCUCUUGGACGGCCAUGCUCACUGCCUAUUACGAGAACGGUCACAUUGCAAAGGCCCGCAAAAUGUUCGAAAAAAUGCCCCAAAGAACCACCGCCUCGUAUAAUGCCAUGAUCACGGCUUACACACGUAGUAAUCCGAUGAUGAUAGGUGAAGCUAGCAAGUUGUUUGCUGAGAUGAGGGAGCGCAAUUCGAUUUCUUAUGCUGCGAUGAUCACGGGUUUGGCUCGGGCGGGGAUGGUGGACAAUGCUGAGGAGUUGUAUUUGGAGACGCCGGUUGAAUGGCGUGACCCGGUUUGUUCGAAUGCGUUGAUAUCUGGGUAUUUGAAGGUGGGGAGAUUAGAGGAGGCCACUCGGAUUUUUGAGGGUAUGGGGGAGAGAGAUGUGGUUUCUUGGAGUUCAAUGGUUGAUGGGUAUUGCAAAAAGGGGAAGAUUGGUCAUGCUAGAGAGUUGUUUGAGAGAAUGCCAGAAAGAAAUGUGGUUACUUGGACAGCUAUGAUUGAUGGGCAUAUGAAGAUGGGGUGUUACGAAGUUGGGUUUGGAAUGUUCUUGCGUAUGAGAAAGGAAGGGUUUGUAAAGGUUAAUCCUAUGACAUUGACGGUAAUGUUUGAAGCUUGUAGUGAAUUUGGUGAAUACAAGGAAGGUAUUCAGAUGCAUGGGUUAGUUUCACGUAUGGGAUUUGAAUUUGAUGUGUUUCUAGGCAAUGCUAUUAUCAUCAUGUAUUGUAGGUUCACUUUUGUUGUUGAAGCCAGAAAAAUAUUUGACAUGAUGAACAGGAAGGAUGUUGUUUCUUGGAAUGCCUUGAUUGCUGGUUAUGUUCAAAAUGAUGAAGUUGAAGAAGGUUAUGUACUUUUUGAGAAGACGCAGCAAAAAGAUGUAAUAUCUUGGACGACCAUGAUUACAGGAUUUUCUAAUAAAGGGAAAAUGGGAAAGUCCAUUGAGUUGUUUAGAAUGAUGCCCAAGCAAGAUGAUAUUGCUUGGACUGCUGUUAUUUCAGGGUUUGUGGGUAAUGGGGAAUAUGAGGAGGCUAUCUAUUGGUUCAUUGAGAUGCUUCGAAAAGUGGUGAGGCCAAAUCCUCUUACCUUGAGUAGUGUGCUAAGUGCUUCUGCUGGUUUGGCAACAUUGAACCAAGGGUUGCAGAUCCAUACUCUAGUUCUGAAGAUGGGAAUGGAAUUUGAUUUGUCCAUACAGAAUUCUUUUGUUUCGAUGUAUACAAAGUGUGGAAAUGUAGCUGAUGGCCAUCAAAUCUUCACAAGUAUCAACUCACCUAAUAUUGUUUCUUUCAACUCGAUGAUUACUGGGUUUGCCCAAAAUGGAUUUGGAGAAGAAGCACUUGAAUUGUUUCACAAAAUGCUUAAUGAAGGCCAGAAGCCUAACGAAAUUACCUUUCUGGGUGUUCUUUCAGCCUGCACCCAUGUGGGACUUCUAGAGCAAGGAUGGAAUUACUUCAAAUCCAUGAAAUCAUUGUAUCAAAUAGAGCCAGGGCCUCAUCAUUAUGCAUGCAUCGUUGAUCUCCUUGGCCGAGCUGGGUUUCUAGAUGAUGCUAUUGAUUUAAUUCGUUCUAUGCCCUGUGAGCCCCAUUCUGGGGUUUGGGGAGCUCUUCUUGGUGCAAGCAGGAUACACUUACGUCUUGAUGUUGCAAAGCUUGCAGCUCAACAGAUUUUCAAAUUGGAGCCUGACAAUGCAGCCCCUUAUGCAGUAUUGUCCUUCUUAUAUUCUUCUGCUGGAAGAAACAGGGAUAGUGAACAAGUAAGAAUGGCCCAGGAAUUGAAGGGGGUGAAAAAGAGUGCAGGCUACAGUUGGAUUAUUGUGUAAGACAAGGUCCAUUUGUUUUCUUGCAAGGGAUCCAUUGAACAUGGACUCUGAGGUGAUUAAAGCUAACCUGUGUCCAGUUAUAAAGGAAAUCAAUCAAUUAGAUUGGUGCAUAUAAAGAAUGGUUUCCUUGUUUCAGACAACCAUGUAUUAUUUUUGAAAUAAAGAAUAACUGCCGAAGCUGAAAGCUGGCUGGGAGCACGCUGAGAACCACCAUAAUAUGCAGCUUGGUAACAAGGUGGUGCAGCUUUGAUCAGAACACUAGAGUAUGGCACAAGAUUUUGGUUGGCUGAAAUGGAGAAUUGGAACUACUUCAUACCAGCAGCAUCUGGAUGGGUUAAAAUAAAUAGGAAUGCAAAUGUUAAUUGAUUCUGAUUGAAAUGAAAUACCAUCUGUUUCCAUUAACCUGCUCCCCAUAGGUGUUGCCAUUCAUGCUCUCCAUGGGAAUACAAUAAAACCCACAGAAACUCAAUUUUUGCUGUGCUCCAGUACUACAUUCUCCAUUGUCUCUGAGCUCUCAAGAAGAAUGUUCUUGCCCAAGGGGCUCUCUCCAAUGAAGCAAUUUUUUGCCCUUGACUGAGGGUUGCUUUGAAGCUUAGAGCCAAAGCUCUCCUAAAACUGCUGUUGGUAAACCCCAGGUAAAGAUGGUGGUAAUGAGAUAUCUUUGCUCCAUGUGUGGUUGAGGGUUUUCGAAUCCAGAUAGGGUUUGCUUUCUAGGGAAAGUCCUCACUGAAGGAGUGCAUUUUCCUAUAGGUAAUCCUUAUUUUUAGAUUCAAAUCUUUCAAUAUGUUUUAGAUCCAAAAUUUUCUACAAGUCUCUUAGGAUUAGGCA